Molecule: messenger RNA, 3804 nt
Organism: Mytilus trossulus (common blue mussel)
Lineage: Eukaryota; Metazoa; Mollusca; Bivalvia; Mytilida; Mytilidae
Product: ADP-ribosylation factor-like protein 4C
Exons: 1
Coding region: 340-891 (183 amino acids)
Biological process (GO): intracellular protein transport; vesicle-mediated transport
Cellular component (GO): cytoplasm; plasma membrane
Molecular function (GO): GTP binding; GTPase activity
Source: RefSeq, a predicted model, not a curated record
CCUGUCAUAGGUGGCGUUAUAACCGGAAGUGUUACCUUUCAAUCAAAUUAUAUUUUUUAGAUCAUGAAAUGAUAAAAGUUUACUAUCGGAAGAAGGAAGAAACGGAGUAAAUGAGCAACAUGUGUUUUCCUGUAUGAAAGUGACAGAACAAUACCAUACGAUAAGUGUUAAACAUACAAAGGAAAUUAAAUCCAUUCACACAAAUGUUUACAUUCCUGAAAUAUCAUUCAAUUUUUGUGUGACUAGUAAUUUAUCCGUGUUGUGUACCAAUAUUUGGGUUUUUAAAGUUUAAGUUUUCGUAUUGUGUAGUGAAAGGGGAAAGGAAAAUGAGAACGUAACAUGGGAGGAUCUUCUUCAGCAGUGCAACUCACUAUGAUUGGCUUGGAUCAGUCAGGAAAGACAACUCUUUUAUAUAGACUGAAGUAUGAUCAGUUUACCAACACAACACCAACUAUAGGAUUUAACUGUGAAAAAGUUAAAUGUGAAACAGGUACUGCAAAAGGAACAACAUUCACAAUAUGGGAUAUUGGUGGUGCAGAUAAGACUCGUCCACUUUGGAGAGCAUAUAUUCGAUCAUCAGAAGGUAUUAUAUUUGUUGUUGAUUCAGUUGAUAAAGAAAGAAUAGAAGAGGCUAAAUUAGAAUUGACUAAACUAAUUCGCUGCUCUGAUAACCAGGGACUACCCAUACUUGUGAUUGCCAAUAAACAAGACAUGCCGGGAUCAUUAGAUCCUGUUACUGUAGAAAAGCAGUUAGGCUUACAUGAACUACCUCCUUCACAAUUGUGGACAUUACUUGGUGCUUGUGCUAUCACUGGAGAAGGGUUGUCUGAUGCUAUUGAAGCUAUGUAUGAACUUGUGUUAAAAAGGAGAAGAAUGAAGAAGAAGCGAUAACAGAAAAGUUGUAUAGGACUACAAAUUAUUUUUGUGAUCUACAUUGUUAAGUUUUUUUUUUAUAAUUUUUAUGUCUUUUAAAUAUUAAUUUAUGGGUUGUGUUGUUGUAUACAGUUUAUGAGUUAUUUAUGCAAUUGUAGAUUUUAUUUGUUAUUUUGUAAUUUAAAUCUUUUUAUGAUACUGCCAACAAAUUGAGUAUAAAUUUGUAUAGAAAUAAUUACAGGGCAGAUAUACAAUGUACAUGUAACAUAAUUUUUAAAAACCGAAAGUCUUGAAUUUCAUACAUGUACAAUGUAUAUUUUGUGUUAAAAUUCCAAUUUAUAGGGUAAAUAUUCAUGUUAUAAAUAAUGAAAAUUGAUAAAAAAAAGUACAGACAUUGUGCAAUUGGGUACAAAACUUCAUCACUGUUUCGACAUAUUUUUAGAGAUUUGCUGUGUAUCUUUGCCAGCAUUUAUUUUAAUCACUUUAUUUUUAUUUGGCAAUACUAAAGUAUACAUUAGCAUGAAUGACAUGUGGGAUAGUAUUUAGAACAUUCGUAUGAACCUACAAAAAUGUACAGUUGUUUGAUUAAAAUUAAUUUAGAGAAAAAAAGGUUUGCAACAUAGCGCAACAUGUAGCUAAUUCAGCUUGUAGCUUGGUAGAUGAUAUGUUUGUAAAUUCUUUUUCCACUAAAGAAAUUUACCUUUUAUUUUGGCAAUAAACUUAGAUACAUAUACAAUGUACAUGAUUGUACAUGUUUACUGGAAAAUUAAGCAUUUAAUAGCUUUAUAAUAUUAUGCAUACUGAGAAAGGAAAAUUUCUACCAAAUACAUGUAUACUGGAAAAGUAAGCACUUUUAUAGCUUUGUAAUAUUGAGGAAGGACAGUUUCUGCCAUAUAGAUUUUAUUUUAAUCAUAUUGAACUAUAUUAUUAUUAUCUUUAGCCUUUGCAUUGUCACAUUAUUUACGGACUAUGAGUUGUAUUGUUCCCUUCUUUUAAAAAGCAUUUUGAUUGAUAAUUCUUUAUCACUCUCUUUUGUCUUGACCAGUCUUAUUUAAAUGAGAUAUUUUUCAUGCUCUGUCAGAUUUGUUUGUUUCUGGUAUGUAAGAGCUGUUAGACAUCUGACCACGGUAUUGGUAAGACCUUUUAUGCAAAUUCUUUAUCAACUUGUCAUUUAUAAUAUAUAUUAAAUCUUUGAUUUGAUAGUAAAAAGUUACUUAAAUUGCACAUGUAUAUAUAUAUCCUACUUGUAUUACAUAUGUAUUACAGGAUGUCUGACACAAUGUCAAAAAAAAAUAACAGCUCAAAUUUAAAGAUCAAGUUUUUAAUGGAUUGCAUCUUUGAUAACAUACAUUUGUACAUUUAUAUUUAGUGUAUUUUCAUCUCUAAAGAAGAUUGAACGUUGUAUUCAAUGUAUUGUCUCAGUAUUAUGCCGAAAAGUAUAUGUCUAACAGGCUAAGAGUAUAUAAUUGUACCCACAAAAAAUGAAGUAACUGUAAACAUUAUAUAUAUUAUAUAUAUAUAUUUCUUGGCCUUACAAAAGAUCUCUACAAUUUUAUUUUUAUUUUGCCUGCCUUUAUGUUGCUUUUUUCAUGGACAAUUUUGGGAGGAAGUCCAGGAAUAGCAUUAGAAUAAUAUCAUAUAUCUAUACAUGUACAAAAAUGUACCUACAUGUAUUUCUGUAUUCAGAUGUUCCAGAUAUAAACUAUAAAUUGUACAUACAUCAUAUAAUGAGGAUAAAUCAAUUAUAUUUAAAAAUGACAACUUCCAAAGAUUGAAAUAGUUAUCUACAUGUUUGUUAUUACAAGAUUAUUUAUAAUCAUUUAAUAUUCCAUCAAAAUUACAAAAAUGAAAAUUAGAUAAAAUUUAUCAUACAUGUACUUGAAUAACCAAAUUUUAUCUGAAAACUUAGUAAUACUUAGAAACAGAUAUCUAUUAAAUAGAAGGAAGUUUUCAGUCCCUAUCCCCUUAUAAUAACACUGGAUAUACAGUUUAUGUCAAUGUUAAUGAAUGUUAUCUUAUAUAUUAUAUUAUCUCACAUAUAUAUAGAAUUUUAGAUUAAAAAAAAAUGUUUAAUAUAUUAUAUGCAAAUUUCCUGCACUUGACACAGAAAAUACAUAUGAAAUGUACAACUACACAAUAAGACAAUUGAUUAUUGUUGUUGGACUAUAAGGAAUUCUGUACUAAACUAGUAUUAUAUAUAUAUGAAUCCAAGGCAGCCAGGGAUACAUCUGAUAGAUGUUAUGAAUUUAAUAAAGCAGGACAAGGGACAUACAUUUAUUUAUAAAAAAAAUAUGCUUUCUAGAAAGGAAUUGCAAGGGAGGUUCCAGCCAUUUUAAAAAAGGAUGGGGGUCCAACUAUAUGUUCCCAUUCAAAUGCAUUGAUCUGUGAAAAAAGGGGGGUUCCAAUCCACGGAACCACUCCUCUGGAUCCGCAAAUGGGUUGUUAUUGAACAUGCUGAAUAUAAAUGUUUAAAGACAUCACUCAUUUGAACUCUACAUGAACAUAUUAUAUUUUUAUAAUCGGACUUAUAUAUAUUGUUUAAAAAAGAUUUUAUUCUAAUCCUUAUAAAAUAGUUGUUUUUUCCAUAGAAUGGGACUUAAAAGAUCUGACUGUUUUGGUAGCUACCUUUCCUUUAACUCGUAACAUCAUGUAACAUGAUCAAGUUAGUCCUUUAAUUUUAAACCAUUAAGGCAGUUAGACAAAAAUGAAUAAUUUUACCAUUUUGUUGUCUAAUGGCAUCCAGAGAAGUUUAUUGUUGAAUUUAAUAUAUAAAGAAAGGUUGUGGUUUUGUAUUUUUUUUAAAGCUGCAUUAUGUAAAAAUAAGACUGAUUAAUUGGGUAUAUAUUUAUGUAAACAACUCAUAGUUGCUAGAUUGUACUCUCAUUAUAUUGUUGCUGUUUGAUAAUCCUGUUAAUUAAAUUUUUAAAUUAU